AUGGAUGAUUUGUUGAACCUCGAGCUUCUUUCCCUUGUUUCGAAGGUGACAUCAGAAGUGCAGAACCAUUUGGGUGUUGGCGAAAAGACGGUAGCCGAAUUUUUGAUUGCCCAACGUACGCAAUGCAAUAGUUUCGACGAAUUCCGCGACAACCUCGAGGCGUCUACACCAGGAUUGCCUCCCAGUCUUGUUGAGAGUAUAGAUCGAUUAGUACUUGCUCUACAUCCCAAGUUCAAGGGCAAAGGAAAGGAGCAACAGAAAGAACACCACUCCAGAACGCUUGAAGAGAAAGAAAAGGUCUUUAGCGGUCUUUCGCUGCCCGACAAGGAACCUGCGCGCGACGAUGGAGCCGAUGCUAUUGACGACACCCUUGCGCUUCUGGAGGGCCUAGAGCCAAAGGCAAAGAAGGAGAAACCCACGAGAAAACGAAGUCGAAGCCCAGAGAACGAGCACAAAGAAUCGAGGAGAAGGAGAAGAGACAGAUCCCGUUCACGAGAGCGACGAAAGCGAGAUAAAUACCGAUCAAGAUCACGAUCGCAAGAUCGAGGCGACGAGGAUUGGCGCGAUGGGUACCGAGAUUCGCGCAAAGAUCGAAGAGGUCGCAGGCGACACGAUGAUGACGACCGAUUCCGCAACGCUCCAGCUCCUGAAAUUGACGAUGCGCCGCAACUUCACAAGAUCUACCAAGGCCAUGUCACAGGCCUGAAAGACUUCGGUGCCUUUGUCAAUUUGCACAAUGUGAAGGGAAGAGUUGAUGGUUUGGUCCACGUGUCCAGAAUGUCUGCUGGACAGCGCGUCAACCACCCUUCCGAUAUCUUGUCGCAGGGACAGGAAGUUUGGGUCAAGGUCACAAAUCUCGACAAGGACCAGAAUGGCCGUGACCGAGUGGGAUUGUCAAUGAAGGAUGUUGAUCAGGAGACUGGACAGGACUUUGAGCCACAAGCUCGUAUGACAACAGGUGCCAAUAUGGAAGCUCUGGGAGGAGGUCCAAGAGAUGGAUUUGCAGAGCCUAGCGGAGCGCCUCGAGAUACCCUGGGAGCCCCACGACGACAAAAGAAGCGAAUGACCUCUCCUGAAAGAUGGGAGAUCCGACAGCUAAUCGCGUCUGGAGUGGCCAAAGCAUCUGACUACCCCGAUCUGGAGGAAGACUACAACGCGACUCUUCGCGGUGAUGGCGAACUGGAGCUGGAGGAGGAUGUCGAUAUUGAAGUUCGAGAGGAGGAACCACCUUUCCUGGCUGGACAGACCAAGCAAUCUCUUGAGCUGUCUCCCAUUCGCGUUGUCAAGGCACCUGAUGGCUCUAUGAACCGAGCAGCAAUGUCAGGUACCAAUUUGGCAAAAGAGCGAAAGGAACUUAAGCAACAAGAAGCCGACGCCGCUGCUAAAGAUGAGCCCAAGGAGAACCUCGCCCAGCAAUGGCAAGAUCCCAUGGCCGAUCCCGACAAGAGGAAGUUUGCUAGCGAUUUGCGAAACGCCAGGAAGAACCAGCCCUCUGAGGAUGUCCCAGAGUGGAAGAAGGCCGUUAUUCCUAAGGGUCAAUCCUUGGGCAAGCGUACGAACUUGAGCAUCAAGGAGCAACGAGAGACUUUGCCCGUCUUUGCCUUCCGCAACCAGUUGAUCAAGGCCGUUCACGAGAAUCAAAUCCUGAUUGUUGUUGGAGAGACAGGAUCCGGAAAGACUACACAGUUGACACAAUAUCUUGCUGAAGCUGGCUUCGCCAACGACGGUAUGAUCGGCUGUACGCAACCCCGUCGUGUUGCUGCCAUGUCAGUCGCCAAGCGUGUAGCUGAGGAAGUUGGCUGCAAGCUUGGUGAAGAGGUCGGAUACACCAUUCGAUUUGAGGACUGCACCAGCCCUCAAACUAAGAUCAAGUACAUGACAGACGGUAUGCUUCAAAGAGAAAUCUUGGUGGAUCCUGACAUGCAGCGAUACUCCUGUAUCAUGCUUGACGAGGCUCACGAACGUACCAUCGCUACUGAUGUACUGUUUGCUUUGCUGAAGAAGGCCCUCAAGCGCCGCCCUGAUAUGAAGGUUAUUGUCACAUCAGCGACACUCGAUGCCGACAAAUUUUCCGCAUACUUCAACGAAUGCCCUAUCUUUACUAUCCCCGGUCGUACCUUUCCUGUCGAAGUCCUCUACUCCAGAGAGCCUGAAUCCGAUUACCUGGAUACUGCACUUGUCACAGUCAUGCAGAUCCAUCUUACCGAACCCAAGGGUGACAUUCUUCUCUUCUUAACAGGACAAGAAGAAAUUGACACAGCUUGCGAAGUGUUGUACGAGAGAAUGAAGGCCUUGGGGCCUAACGUGCCAGACUUGAUUAUUCUGCCUGUCUACGCCUCUCUUCCAACCGAAAUGCAAAGUCGAAUUUUCGAUCCUGCCCCUCCUGGAAGUCGAAAGGUUGUCAUCGCUACCAAUAUUGCAGAGACCUCCAUUACCAUUGACGAGAUUUAUUACGUCGUCGAUCCCGGUUUCGUGAAGCAGAACGCCUACGAUCCCAAGCUGGGUAUGGACUCAUUGGUUGUCACACCCAUUUCUCAAGCCCAAGCGAACCAGCGAGCGGGUCGUGCAGGUCGAACAGGUCCCGGAAAGUGUUUCCGUCUGUACACCGAAGCAGCAUACCAGUCUGAAAUGCUUCCGACCACCAUUCCCGAAAUUCAGCGACAGAACUUGUCUACCACGAUUCUUAUGCUCAAGGCCAUGGGUAUCAAUGACCUGCUCCACUUCGACUUUAUGGACCCGCCUCCAAUUAAUACUAUGCUUACCGCGUUGGAGGAGCUGUACGCCCUCAGUGCCCUCGAUGACGAAGGUCUGCUCACACGAUUGGGACGAAAGAUGGCCGACUUCCCUAUGGAACCGUCGCUUGCCAAGGUUCUUAUCGCUGCCGUCGAUCUCGGAUGUGCCGAAGAAGUGCUUAGCAUCGUGUCUAUGCUGAACAUCCCAACCGUCUUCUACCGCCCCAAGGAGAAGCAAUCCCAAGCUGAUCAAAAGAAGGCCAAGUUCCACGACCCCCACGGCGAUCAUCUCACAUUCCUCAACGUAUAUAAUUCUUGGAAGACGAGCGGUUACUCAGCACCAUGGUGUUUCGAGAACUUCAUCCAAGCCCGAUCAAUGCGUCGAGCCAAGGAUGUCCGCGACCAAAUCGUCAAGAUCAUGGACCGAUACAAGCACCCCAUCAAAUCCUGCGGCCGCCAAACAGAAAUGGUUCGUCGAGCCCUCUGCGCAGGCUUCUUCCGCAACGCCGCCCGCAAGGAUCCCCAGGAAGGCUACAAGACCCUUAUCGAGGGCACUCCCGUCUACCUGCACCCUAGCUCCGCGCUGUUCGGCAAGCAAGCCGAGUGGGUCAUCUACCACGAACUUGUGCUCACCAGUAAGGAGUACAUGCACUGCACGACGAGUAUUGAGCCCAAGUGGCUAGUCGAAGCUGCGCCGACGUUCUUCAAGGUCGCGCCUACGGAUAAGUUGAGUAAGAGGAAGAAGGCGGAGAGGAUCCAGCCGCUUUAUAAUAAAUUUGCUACGGAGGAUGACUGGCGACUUAGUGCGCAGAGGAAGGGUGGUAGAGGUGGUGGUGGUGGAGGUACCUGGGGGUAG
Messenger RNA from Fusarium coffeatum, 3588 nucleotides. RefSeq lists its product as uncharacterized. The transcript has a single exon. The record is from RefSeq and is a predicted model, not a curated record. Gene Ontology annotation, biological process: spliceosomal complex disassembly. Gene Ontology annotation, molecular function: ATP binding; RNA binding. Gene Ontology annotation, cellular component: catalytic step 2 spliceosome; intracellular anatomical structure. NCBI's taxonomy places the organism in Eukaryota, Fungi, Ascomycota, Sordariomycetes, Hypocreales, Nectriaceae. The coding region runs from base 1 to 3588 and encodes 1195 amino acids.